Messenger RNA from Copidosoma floridanum, 3168 nucleotides. RefSeq names its product DNA-binding protein Ewg (gene ewg). Lineage: Eukaryota; Metazoa; Arthropoda; Insecta; Hymenoptera; Encyrtidae. Gene Ontology annotation, molecular function: DNA-binding transcription factor activity. The record is from RefSeq and is a predicted model, not a curated record. Gene Ontology annotation, biological process: regulation of transcription by RNA polymerase II.
UCGACGGAGAACCGCUGUUGCUGCUGGUUGCUGGCUUCUGCUCCGCUCCUAGUGGUGCACGCGCGUGUACGUGUAUAUAUAUAUAUACACGCGACACGUUAUUCCGUGAACGCGCGUUCGCUGCUCCCUGCGACGGCAGUGAGCCCCCAGUGAGCCACAGGGAGCAAGUGUCUCUAGCUCCUCGGCUGCCGUUUGUUGCUGCUGCGCGGGUGUUGAUAGCAGCAACAAUCCGGCGCGACGAUGGCUUGCGGCAUCCCGAGCGUCAUCGUCGCCGAGGAGCCAGCAGUAGCACCAGCCAAGAGGCCACGGAUGCGGCCCCGGUUAUUCGGCACGUCAGCCGCAACAGUGGCCGCCGUUGUCGUCGACCAGCAGAGCAGUAGCACCAUCGGCACCAGUUCAAGGUAAUGUGAAGGACAAGAACAACAAAAAGAGAAUCAAGAAGAAAUCACGCAGAGUAGCCAAAAAUUCAGUUUUAUGACAAAAAGCACACAAAAAAGAAAGAGAGGAUAGAGGCAAAGAAGCUCGGAGUGAUACUCGUGAUCCAUCUUCCCCUUUGGCAUCGUAGUCGUCGCAACAAGUGAAGCACAGCAGUAAAACUGUCUUCGGCGGUUGAAGAGGGCGGCGAGCUUCUCGCCGUCAAGGAAGAAGAGGACAACCACCAGCCGUGCUCUGAGCAAGAGCAGGUGGUGCCGAGCGCGUCGGCCCUCAUCUACGAGGACACGAUGAACUCGUUGACGAACGCCGAGUCCGACAGGACGGACGGCAGGAUGAGCGACGAGGACGACGACGAUCCGUCCAGUGAGUCCGAGGCCUUCGAGGACGGCGACAUACUCACCUCGGCCAUGGAAGACGACGUCACGGCCCAGCUCGCCGCUGCAGGUUGGCAAAUCAAACACGCUAAUGGACCUGUUGGCGUCGCAGCAGCCGCAGCCAUAGCCUCGGCUAAAAAACGUAAACGACCGCACAGUUUUGAGACAAAUCCUAGUAUUCGUAAGAGACAACAAAAUAGGCUGUUAAGGAAAUUAAGGCAAACGAUAGAUGAAUUUGCAACGCGUGUGGGCCAGCAAGCUGUUGUGUUGGUGGCAACACCGGGCAAACCAAAUAGUUGUUACAAAGUGUUUGGCGCUAAGCCGCUCGAGGAUGUGGUAAAGAAUCUGAAAUCCGCGAUAAUGGAAGAACUGGAGAACGCUCUGGCACAACAGGCACCUCCACCGCCCCAAGACGACCCAUCGCUCUACGAGUUACCGCCACUCAUCAUCGAUGGCAUUCCAACGCCCGUCGAAAAAAUGACUCAAGCCCAGCUGCGGGCUUUCAUACCUCUCAUGCUAAAGUACUCGACCGGAAGGGGUAAACCAGGCUGGGGCAGGGAAAGCACGAGGCCACCGUGGUGGCCCAAAGAAUUGCCAUGGGCUAAUGUUCGCAUGGAUGCCAGGUCCGAAGAUGAAAAGCAAAAGCAGAUUUCGUGGACGCACGCACUGCGGCAGAUCGUUAUAAACUGUUACAAAUUCCACGGACGGGAGGACUUGUUGCCAGCCUUCAGCGAAGAAGACGACAAGUCUAACAUACUGAUACAGCAGCCGUCAUCGGUACAGUCGCAACAAUCGAUCACAAGCCAAGGCAGCCAGUCCCAACAGACGGUGGGGGUCGUUCGCAUCAGCAGUACUGGUUCAUCUAAGGGAAACUCAUCGCCGACGCAAAUCGUUGCCGCGUCACCCACGGCUCUUACCACUGCCACUCAAGUGACAGUGGAAGGAGCUGAACGAGGCGCAUGGAUAUCGCAAUAUCCUGUCUUGCAAACGAUAACCAAUCCGGAUGGAUCGGUUGCUUUAGUUCAUGUGGAUGCCGGUAAUCCAAUUAUCACUUUACCUGAUGGUACUACAGCUCAAGUACAAGGAGUUGCUACUAAUUUUCAGAUCCAUACAAGUCAAGGGGAUAUACAAACCCUUGCUGAAGUGAGCAGCUCCGACGGCACAAGUGUAGCGGUGGAUUUAAAUAACGUUACCGAAGCAACACUAGGACAGGAUGGUCAGAUUAUCCUCACCGGCGAAGAUGGACAUGGCUACCCGGUGUCGGUGUCGGGGGUAAUAACUGUACCCGUGCCGGCGAGUAUGUACCAGACCAUGGUAGCAAACAUCCAGAGCGACGGAACGAUGCAGGUGAUGACACCGAUGGUGCAGGUACCAAAGGUCGAGCCGGGAAACGGCGAGACCAGCAUCGAGACCAUGACGAUCCAGGGCCAUCCAACCAUGACGAUGAUCAACGCCGCUGGAGAGCAGCAAGUGCUCCAGGUCAUAUCGCUUAAAGACGCGAAUGUCCUUACGAAGGUCAUGCAGGCCGAAAUUGUCAAGGACGAGGAUAGCCAGUCGGCUCACCAGGGUCAGCAACAACAUACCGCCGAAUCCAGUCCCGAGUAAUCCUUGACGGCUCAUCGAGACCUUUUUCCUUUCCAUGCGUUCAAGUGCACGAGGAACUUUAAUAUCUGUGUACUUUAGUUUAAUGUAGUUGGUUUCAUGGUGAGAUUAGUGACCAACAAAAAUUAAUGAGUGGACGCUCGCGCCACCUACUCUCAUAUACUGUUACGUGCGGUGCAUUUAGUCAUUAAUUAAGAAGAUGUAAAGGAAAAAUUUGUUGAAAUCUAUUUCACUAAUUUUUUACGGAAUACAUUAUAAUCGUUCAAUGAGGAUGCAAUUUAUUGAUGCAUCGAAGUAUUUCAUGACUUUAUUUCAUUGAUUUUUCAGUCUCGAAAAUAUUUAUUACAUUUAUUGAAUCAUUGAUUGUUGGUCAUUGUAUUAGAAAUUUUAUCAAGUCAAGAUCUAUGAAAAUAAUGCACACAUUAGUGAAUUAAAAAAAUUGAUUUAACAUUUUUGAGAAAUAUGGUCAUUUUAAAUUUGUAGAAAAUUAUGUUGAAUGUGCUCCAAGUCACGCGUAUAUAUAUGCAAUAGCUGACUCAAAUAUAGCACUUUCCAAAGAUAAAUUAAUUUCAGUACAUAAAAAUGAUAAAAUGCAAUGCAAAUACUUUGCAGCGCAGUUGCGAUGAAGAUUUCAAUAAAAAGUGACGUGAAUGAUCCGGUUUUUCAGAUACAUUUUUUUCUCAGUUUUACAUUUUAAUGAUUGUUUGUGGUACUAAUAAAUAAUAGGUUCAAGUAAUAUUAGAUAAUCUAGUCAAAG